UCCCAAUGAUCCUGAUGGUGUGCCUCUUGCCUCCCCAGUGUGUUUACUGAUCCAGCUCCAGGGCCAUCGCCAUGUCAAGCAGGGGCGGGAAGAAGAAGUCCACCAAAACCUCCAGGUCUGCCAAGGCAGGAGUCAUCUUCCCUGUGGGGCGGAUGCUGCGGUACAUCAAGAAAGGCCACCCCAAGUACAGGAUUGGAGUGGGGGCGCCCGUGUACAUGGCUGCUGUCCUGGAGUACCUGACAGCGGAGAUUUUGGAGCUGGCUGGCAACGCGGCCAGGGACAACAAGAAGGGACGGGUCACACCUCGGCACAUCCUGCUGGCCGUGGCCAAUGAUGAGGAGCUAAAUCAGCUACUAAAAGGAGUCACCAUAGCCAGUGGUGGGGUGUUACCAAACAUCCACCCAGAGUUGCUAGCAAAGAAACGAGGAUCCAAAGGGAAGUUGGAAGCCAUCAUCACGCCACCCCCAGCCAAAAAGGCCAAGUCUCCAUCCCAGAAGAAGCCAGUGUCAAAGAAAGCUGGAGGCAAGAAAGGGGCCCGGAAAUCCAAGAAGAAGCAGGGAGAAGUCAGCAAGGCAGCCAGUGCCGACAGCACGACCGAAGGCACGCCCGCUGAUGGCUUCACAGUUCUCUCCACCAAGAGCCUCUUCCUCGGCCAGAAGCUGAACCUUAUUCACAGUGAAAUCAGUAAUUUAGCCGGCUUUGAGGUGGAGGCCAUAAUCAAUCCUACCAAUGCUGACAUUGACCUUAAAGAUGACCUAGGAAACACGCUGGAGAAGAAAGGAGGCAAGGAGUUUGUGGAAGCUGUCCUGGAGCUCCGGAAAAAGAAUGGGCCCUUGGAAGUGGCUGGAGCUGCUGUCAGUGCAGGACAUGGCCUGCCCGCCAAGUUUGUGAUCCACUGUAACAGCCCGGUCUGGGGUGCAGACAAAUGUGAGGAGCUGCUGGAAAAGACAGUGAAAAACUGCUUGGCCCUGGCAGAUGAUAAGAAGCUGAAGUCCAUCGCGUUUCCAUCCAUCGGCAGUGGCAGGCUCUUCACCUGUGAGCCCACCCUGCAAGCUCAGAUGAUAAAGUCCUGCUGGCUCCACAAAGAACAGUGGCUCCAAAGGGCAGUCCCCACACCUGCUGAGUCAGCUCCCUGCGUGGAGCCCAGCAGCCUGCGUUUCCACAGGCCCUCCUCAGCCCUGGCUAACGUUGAAAAUAUCCCCUUGCUGAGAUCACACAGCCCUUUUCAAGGGUCCCAGGAACGGUUUUCCAAAGCAGACAGCAGCUCAGCUGAUUCUGAAGGCCAUCUCCAAUUACUUCGUGUCAACAAUGUCCUCUUCCAUCAAAACAGUAUAUUUCGUGCUUUUUGACAGCGAGAGUAUAGGCAUCUACGUGCAGGAAAUGGCCAAGCUGGACGCCAACUAGGCUGAGGAACUACGAACCGCAUCGUGCCCCCUGCCUCCAAUUUGAAAGAAAGAAAAAAAACAAAAACAAAAAAACCCCUUCACUCCUAUUGGGAGGCGGGAACCCUUUCGUUUUCAAUUUUGCUCAUCUAGGGAAAAUAAGGUUUUGGUUUCCAGUUUAAUUGUUUCGACCUAAAAUGUUCUCAUGUUAGCACUGAUAGUUGGCAUUACUGUUGUUAAGCACUGUGUUCCAGACUGUGUCUGACUUGAGUGUGACCUAGGAGAUUUUAUUGUUUUAUUUUAAUGAAGCCCUGCUUGCCGCAGAGCAGCCGGGAGAGCAGCGUCCACCACGGGUGGCAGAACCCAGGAAGCCCGCUUUGUAACCGUGUGUCGUGGUGCUUUAUUGUACACCCAGUGGCGUUCUUUUUACUAUAAUGUUCCUUUUUUCCUCAUGAAGAAAAAUCAUGAAUAUACCGCAGACUUAAUUUUUGUUUACUUUUUGUCUUAAUGAUGGAUUUGAAAAUGGAAGAUUUAAAAGGCAGAACAGAAUCUGUUGCCCUUAAUUAUAUUUGCAAUUUGGAAUUUGUGUGAAUUGAUUUAGUAAAAUGUUAAACUGUU
Molecule: messenger RNA, 2000 nt
Organism: Myotis brandtii (Brandt's bat)
Lineage: Eukaryota; Metazoa; Chordata; Mammalia; Chiroptera; Vespertilionidae
Product: core histone macro-H2A.1
Exons: 9
Coding region: 72-1349 (425 amino acids)
Biological process (GO): nucleosome assembly
Cellular component (GO): nucleosome
Molecular function (GO): DNA binding; protein heterodimerization activity; structural constituent of chromatin
Source: RefSeq, a predicted model, not a curated record